Molecule: messenger RNA, 246 nt
Organism: Necator americanus (New World hookworm)
Lineage: Eukaryota; Metazoa; Nematoda; Chromadorea; Rhabditida; Ancylostomatidae
Exons: 1
Coding region: 1-246 (81 amino acids)
Source: RefSeq, a predicted model, not a curated record
AUGAGGACAGUCAGCCAGGGGUAUUUGAGGAGAACUCAGCUGAAGUGCUCCCUGGACUCAGAAUCUUCCCGAAAAUCUUCGCCGGACACGCCCAUUUUCGUAUAUGUUUCAGAGCAGUUGACCGACCGACGGACCGACCGACCGAAUGUCGCAAGCCAAUGCAAUAAUGACAAUGAUGAGCGAGUUCCCGCAGGAUUCGCCCUUCGUAGAAAGUGGAAAGCGAUUGAGGACGGAGAGAGGGAGUGA